CCCCAUCUCCAGUCCCGUCCCGUUCUGUCCUGUCCUGCCCAUAAACACUAUCUUUCUAUGCUCGCACCUUCUCACAGUUCACACAAACUGCAUCUCCUCGUUCAUUCCCGACAAUGGCGACGGUGCAAGGCUUGCUUUCUCCGACGGCCUCUCUCGUCUGUCACUGCUCCCCGUCGGCGUCUCCCCCGCAAUCGCCAUCGAAUUUCGUCCCUUUUAUCAGCUCCCCGGCGCUCGGUGGGAAGAUUUUCGGCUGCCGGAGACUCAUGAGGAGGCGUUCGCCUGUGGCCAUGGUCCAGCAGGCUGUGCAGGGAGCUCCGGCGACCUACGCCAAGGAGAUGGAGCGGCUCUCCGCCAAGGAAUCUCUCCUUCUAGCUUUCAAAGACUCUGGAGGAUUUGAGGCAUUAGUCACUGGGAAGACUACGGAUGUGCAGCGGAUUGACGUGAAUGAGAGGAUUAUUGGCCUUGAGAGGCUUAGUCCGGCCCCAAGACCAACGACGUCCCCCUUUUUGGAAGGCCGAUGGAACUUUGAAUGGUUUGGCUUUGGAAGCCCCGGACUUCUCGCUGCAAGAUUGAUUUUAGCGAGGUUUCCCACAACCUUGGCUAACUUAACAAAAAUGGAUGUCUUGAUCAAAGAUGGGUAUGCUAAUAUCACAGCUAACAUCAAGCUAUUGAACUCGAUAGAAAACAAAUUAAGUUUGUUAACCAAGUUAUCGGUGGAGGGGCCAAUGCGCAUGAAGGAAGAGUAUGUUGAAGGAACUUUUGAGACACCCACAGUUAUAGAAGAAACAGUUCCAGACCAGCUAAAAGGUGCCCUGGGCCAGGCAGCUAGCUCGGUGCAGCAACUUCCUCUUCCUAUCAGAGAUGCCAUUAGCAGUGGGUUGAAAAUUCCCCUAACCGGGACUUUCCAGAGGCUUUUCAUGAUCUCUUAUCUUGAUGAAGAGAUAAUGAUUAUAAGGAGCACAGAUGGAGUAGCAGAGGUUCUAACAAGGUUGGAUGUGCCCCCAACCAUGGUAGAUUCCAUGUCAGAGUACGAGAGCUAGAACUUGUAAUCCAUACAUACAAAUAAUAAAGAAAUUUUUCGACUCGUAAUUCUAAUAAAGAUGUUCACGGCACACUUUUUUCUUUUCUCUCAGCUGAAUCAACAAGUCUAUUACGAAGU
Molecule: messenger RNA, 1159 nt
Organism: Punica granatum (pomegranate)
Lineage: Eukaryota; Viridiplantae; Streptophyta; Magnoliopsida; Myrtales; Lythraceae
Source: RefSeq, a predicted model, not a curated record